AUGACCAUCCCCGCCGAUAUCCUUGCUGCGUCUGCAGCAGGGAGAAUCCCCAGCAAUGUCUCGCUGGAAUACCUUGCCCAGUCCCGCGAUCGCUCCGCCAUCGUGGGAAUCAUUUUCAUGGUCUGUCUCACGGGCCUGUUAAUGAUCUUACGUCUGUACGCCCGAGCCUAUAUCGUCAAGAAAAUCGGUUUGGAUGAUGCAUUGGCCAUCUUGACAUUUGUAUUCUACAUACCCAUCGUCGUCCUCUGCAUCGUCCUCAUCAACCUAGGUAGCGGCCGACACAUCGAAUACAUCCAGUAUGUCCUCUCCAUGCCCACAGUGCGCCAAACCGAAGUCCUCGACUUCGUCGCCCACGUCCUCUACACAACAACCCUUUUCCUAUGUCGCCUCUCCGGUCUAGCAUUUUACUACCGACUCACUGCACGCUCAACAAAAUUACACAUGAGCAUCCUCGUCGCAGCUCCCCUCCUCUUCGCCGCCUACCUCCCUCAACUCUUCCUCCUGAUCUUCCACUGCAGACCAGUAACUGGUCUCUGGCCCUACGAAUGGCAAAUAGAACCUAGAACCUACAAUUGCCUCACCUGGGGCUUGGUCUACUCCGUCAACUCAGGUGUCUCCCUCGCAUGCGACAUCCUCAUGUUCACCAUCCCAGCAAUUCUCAUCAAAGAACUGCAUGUUUCAACAAAGAAGAAGGUCAAACUUUCCAUCGUUAUGUUCCCGGGUGUCUUCGUAAUCGUCAUAUCAGCAAUCCGCGUCUGGCUAGUGGCAAUAGGCCAAUGGGACCCAGACGGCAGCUGGGCCUAUAACCCAAUGCUAUGCAUCGAGAACGCCGAAAUAGCAGGCACAUUAAUCGCGCUCUCGGUGCCAGCCCUUAAGCCAGUCUUCGGCAACGUCUUUGCCCACCUCACUGAAUACACAUCCAGCCACACGCGCUCCCGAUCCCGGUCGACGAAGCUGCGCAGCCUUUCCAAGCCGCUUAGUGGUGUUGCGUCUAGUAAUCGCGAUAACAAGCGGUUGAUUAAUUGGUCGAAGCUUGGUGGUGAUGAUUAUGAGAUGAUGCCUAGUGAGGUUUCUGUUGGGACGAGGGAUGGAAACCAUGGACAGGGGGAUGGGGCUAGUGCCAGGGGUGUGAAUUUGAAGGGGCCUGGUAUUCACGUUACUAAUGUUGUUGAUGUUACUAGGGUUGAGAGUCCUGAGGGAACUAGGGGGGUUCUGGUCACAGGAGCAACCGGUGGCCUUGGCUCACAGGUACUCUCUCACCUUAUUGCAAAUGUCCCCAGAUCAGAAGUCGCAGCAGCAUCCUCGAAAGAGGCAAACCGCAAACAAUUCGAAGACCGAGGGAUCGCCUUUCGGGUGGUCAACUACGAGGACCCUCAAACGCUGGAGUCCGCAUUCGAAGGCGUGGAGAAUCUGCUUUUUGUGAGCACCAAUACCUUCGACGUCGAGAAACGCCGCAAGCAACACCAGAGCUUUGUGGAUGCAGCGAAGAAGAUGAAUGUCAAACAUGUGUGGUAUACAUCUCUCGCGUUCGGUGGAUACGGUUCGGAUUCCAAGGCGAAUGUCCAACAAGCCCAUCUAUUGACAGAGGAAAUGAUGAGACAGGCUGAUAUCAACUUCACAUCUAUCCGGGAGGGCUUAUACACCGACGCCUUCCCAGUGUUUAUGGGGUGGUAUCCCAGCACAUCAACCAUCUACCUCCCAUCUGACGGCCCGGUAGCAUUCACCCUGCGAGCAGAGUUAGGUGAAGCCACAGCGCGAUUGAUGAUGCGUGGAGGACAUGACAGGGAGAUCGUACUCCUCACUGCGCAACAAACCAUCACGUUCUCGGGCAUUGUGGAUGUAAUCAACGAGACAACCGGGCGACAGGUUCAGUUCAAGCUUGUUUCUCCGGAGGAAUUCGCCACGUUAAAAGCAGCAAAUGACGAGGGAGGAAAGUCGGAAGGGUUCUUCCAGGCCUUGAUAUCUUGGUAUGAUGCGAUUUCGAAGGGGGAGACGAGCACAAUCGAUCCUCUUAUGGCGGACUUGUUAGGACGGGAUCCCGUGUCGCCGCGGGAUGCCAUUCGGGAUCUGCUGACGAGGGAUCGGGACUAUGAGUGGCAUCAGAACUAUGUCAAUCGGGCUCAUUGCUGUCCUUUCUCUCCAUCUCUUCCUCUCCAGGUGUUUUUUCACCUUCCGAUCGCCCGCCAUGGCCUCCUCCGCACCACCUCGCGCCUCUUCGCGGCGUCGCGGCCGAUGUUCCGCCCUGCCUUCGCCCGCACCUAUGCGACUGUUGAGCCUACUCCCAGCGAGCAGCCCAAGAUGAAGACCUUCAAGGUCUACCGCUGGAACCCGGACCAGCCCAGCGAGAAGCCCCAGAUGCAGUCCUACGACCUCGACCUCAACAAGACCGGACCCAUGAUGCUCGAUGCUCUCAUCCGGAUAAAGAACGAACUCGACCCUACCCUGACUUUCCGUCGAUCUUGCCGUGAGGGUAUUUGUGGUUCCUGCGCGAUGAACAUUGACGGUGUCAACACCCUCGCCUGCUUGUGCCGCAUUCCCACGGAUACCAAGUCCGAGUCUCGCAUCUACCCUCUGCCUCACACCUACGUCGUCAAGGACCUUGUCCCUGAUCUGACCCACUUCUACAAGCAAUACAAGUCUAUCAAGCCAUAUCUCCAGCGCGACACCCCUACUGAAGACGGUCUCGAAUUCCGCCAAAGCCCCGAGGACCGCAAGAAGCUCGACGGUCUUUACGAAUGUAUUCUUUGCGCCUGCUGCUCAACCUCCUGCCCAUCCUACUGGUGGAACAGCGAGGAGUACCUCGGACCCGCCAUUUUGCUCCAGUCCUUCCGCUGGCUGGCCGAUUCCCGUGAUGAGAAGACCGCUGAGCGCAAGGCUGCUCUCGACAACAGCAUGAGUGUCUACCGUUGCCACACCAUUCUCAACUGCACACGGACUUGCCCCAAGGGUCUGAACCCCGGCCGCGCCAUUGCCGAGGUCAAAAAGAUGUUGGCUGUCUAG
This is a messenger RNA of Penicillium canescens, 3000 nucleotides long. It is a transcript of the gene sdh2, whose product is annotated as succinate dehydrogenase iron-sulfur protein subunit SDH2. Bases 1 to 3000 code for a protein of 999 amino acids. The record is from RefSeq and is a predicted model, not a curated record. Gene Ontology annotation, molecular function: 2 iron, 2 sulfur cluster binding; electron transfer activity. The transcript has 9 exons. Gene Ontology annotation, cellular component: mitochondrial membrane. Gene Ontology annotation, biological process: respiratory electron transport chain; tricarboxylic acid cycle; aerobic respiration. Lineage: Eukaryota; Fungi; Ascomycota; Eurotiomycetes; Eurotiales; Aspergillaceae.